Molecule: messenger RNA, 1044 nt
Organism: Purpureocillium lilacinum
Lineage: Eukaryota; Fungi; Ascomycota; Sordariomycetes; Hypocreales; Ophiocordycipitaceae
Molecular function (GO): zinc ion binding; oxidoreductase activity
Source: RefSeq, a predicted model, not a curated record
AUGAAGGCUGUCGUCUUUGACGGCCCGUUCCAAGUCUCGGUGCAGGAUCGCCCUGUGCCGAAGAUCCAGGAUGACCAGGAUGUCAUCGUCAAGGUCCACGCCACGGCCUUGUGUGGCUCGGAACUGCAUGUGUUCCGAGGCCAUGAGACGACGACCAAUGGCUUCAUCAUGGGCCAUGAAUUUACGGGCGAGGUAGUUGAGACAGGGUCGACCGUAACCAGCGUCCGCGUAGGCGACAGGGUUGUGUCGCCCUUCACUGUGUCCUGCGGGAAAUGCUUUUACUGCAAGAGCGGUUUCACUGCUCGAUGCGAAAAAAGUCUCUUGUUCGGCUCACGCUUCCUAGAUGGCGGCCAGGCAGAGUACGUGCGGGUGCCGUUGGCGGACGGGACCAUCUUCAAGGCCCCGGAUACCAUAUCCGACAGGGCUUUGCUGCUCAUGGCCGACAUCUUUCCCACCGGGUAUUUCGGUGUCAAGAGCGCCCUCACCUUGUCGCCUACCAUUGAUGUCGAGCAGUCAACCAUGGUUGUCGUGGGCUGUGGCCCAGUUGGCCUCUGCGCCGUCCUCUGCGCACUCCAGCGACGCCCGCGACACCUUUUCGCAGUUGACAGUGUCGAAAGCCGACUCGAGGUAGCGCGCAAGCUGGGUGCAGUGCCGCUGAACUUUACAGACGGCGACGACAUGCGCCAGAAGAUCAUGGAGGCCACCGAGGGCCGCGGGGCUGACAUGAUUGUCGAGGCUGUCGGCCACUCCCCCGCCCUGCGAACCGCGUUUGACCUGGUCCGCACGUUUGGUGCCAUCAGCAGCAUCGGCGUUCACAAUGGCGAGAUUCCUUGGACUGGGCGAGAGGGAUAUGGCAAGAACAUCCGCCUGCAGAUGGGUCGCUGCCCCGUCCGAUACAUCUUCGGCGAAGCCCUGGCUGUGCUGGAGAAGAACCAGGACAAACUCGAUUUCAUGUUUGACCAUAUCAUGCCCCUGACCGAGGCCAAGGAAGGCUAUGACCUGUUCCACAACAUGAAGGUGCAGAAGGUAGUUUUCAAGCCAUGA